Penicillium taxi is the source of this 2199-nucleotide messenger RNA. Its product is annotated as Zn(II)2Cys6 transcription factor. The transcript has 4 exons. Gene Ontology annotation, cellular component: nucleus. Gene Ontology annotation, molecular function: DNA-binding transcription factor activity, RNA polymerase II-specific; sequence-specific DNA binding; zinc ion binding. NCBI's taxonomy places the organism in Eukaryota, Fungi, Ascomycota, Eurotiomycetes, Eurotiales, Aspergillaceae. Gene Ontology annotation, biological process: DNA-templated transcription; positive regulation of transcription by RNA polymerase II. Bases 1 to 2199 code for a protein of 732 amino acids. The record is from RefSeq and is a predicted model, not a curated record.
AUGGUGGCGUCAUCAGCCAAUGAAGGGCCUGAAACACUCAUAGAUGCCGGGAUUGUGGCGCGCACACCCGGUCGCAAGAGGCAAGCAUCCAGUCCACCGCCACUAAAUAAAGGCCGACAAAAGAUCACCAGAGCCUGUGACUCGUGUAAAGUCAAAAAGACAAAGUGUACAGGUACUCUGCCAUGUACCAGGUGUACGCGCCUUUUGCUUCAAUGCAGAUACAAUGCGGCUUACUCGAGAGGUCUGCCACCGGACCCCCUGCCGUCACCUGCUCCGGACUCUAGGCAUACUUCCGACGUAUCUAAACCAUUGGACUCUCGUGGUGGUACGAACUUGACUGCCAGGGACACAGCUAAUGCACAUGAACAUUUGAAUUCUCAUGUAGCACCGCUGCGUCACUCGCCAGAGCCCGGGUUUACGGACUUUGAGGGGAACUACAUUGGUCCUUCUUCCGGGAUAUCCUUCAUUAAUCGUGUCUGGGGACGAUUGAACCAUCAAGCACGGCUUCCUAACGAGCUUCAAAACGAAUCCUCCAUAAAUACUGCUGUGUUCAUGUUUGGUGAUAAGCCUUAUUCUAACCAUGAGCAUGUAAACUUCAUCCUACCGUCCUUUGAUAAAGCCAUGGAGUUUGUGGCGAUAUACUUUGAUUUCUCAAUGGUUACUUAUCGCUUCUUGCAUCGAGGUAAUGUAGAGAAUUGGGUCAAACAAGUCUACGACCACAAUAUUUCAGUUACAAAUCUACCAGUGGGAAACAUGGUUGCAAGGACGGCGAUUGUUCUAAUGAUACUGGCUGUAAGUACUUUAUUUCAUCAACUUCAACCUGGUGAUACAUUAGUGAGCGGUGGUGAACAAUGGUUCAUGGCCUCAAAAUACAUGUCGUCUUUGGAGUCUGGUCCUCCGCGACUGGAGACUAUCCAAUUGAGACUUAUUCAAUGCUUGUAUCUCUUGUCAACAUCUCGAGCUAAUGAGUGCUGGUACUCAUUUGGUACGGCAUUGCAGGUCGUCACUGCACUUGGCCUUCAUAGAAAAUGGCCUGUCAAGCUUUCCAAAUAUGGAGGCUCAUGUUUUGAGUCUGAAAUGCGUAAACGCAUAUUCUGGAGUGUAUACACUUUGGAUAAAUACCUCAGCAUCAUGUUUGGACGACCACGACUACUUCACGAUGAAGAUAUCGAUCAGGAAUUGCCAGAGGAAAUGAACGACGAAGAUCUGCUAGAGGAAGACCCAGCGCGACGCUCAGGCUCUACAGACAGCAUGAUGAUAGCAUCCGUUCUGCAUUAUAGACUUGGACGCAUCUUGGGUGAAAUAUCUCGCCAGCUCUACAGUAUCAAACCCCAUUCUCGGGAAACUCCACUAGAAACCGCCGCGCGUCUGACCUCGGAACUGGAAAGGUGGAAAGAGAGCGUACCGCCCCUGUUCAACAGUGUUCGGCCUUCUAGUUUGAUCCCACCUCUCUGCCGACAGAGCCAGGUUCUCCAAAUGGCAUACUCACAUGCAAUGAUCCAUGUCACACGCUCAUUUUUGCUAAAUGAUUUCACCGAUCUCAGCCGCAGACCCAGAGAUCCCCAUCCGAUGAUUAGUGCACAUGUUCAAAAAUGUAUCGGAGCUGCAGAGGAAGUUAUGACCCUCGUAGAAGGUCUCGCUCAGCAAAGGGUCUUUAUUCAAUCUUUCUGGUUCACCCACUACGUAUGCUUCUGCGCUAUAUUGGUUGUUUAUAUUCACAUUAUCCAACAACACCGCCAGUCGACGGCUCCAAGUCCCUCGGGUGGAAGUCCGGCAAAUAUUAGCAAAAUGCAAGCCCUCUUCGCACUUGCUGAGUCCUGUCAGCAGUAUCUUGCGGAGGCUACAAGAAAGAACUGUCCCAGUCGGCGGUAUAGCAUUAUCCUUGAAGAACUUAGGCGAGAAGUCCAUAGACAGAUCGGAUCCGAUGAUCGGUCCAAAUUUGGUCAGGUGUCUGCUAUACGUGAUCAUGCUGCUACCAUGCUUGCAAUAAGUCAUGAAGGAGGUGAUUCGACCGCUUCUUUUGCCGACAACAUCGAUUUAUCUAUUCCUGAAAUGCUUCCAGCCAGUGAGCUUGGGUCAAUAAACCCUGUGGAGGAUGCAGGAUUCUUUGAAAACUUAGAAGGCUCAAUAUGGUGGGCUCAACUUGACUCGUGGGCCCUAUCAAACUUUCCAAAUGAUACAUCUACGUUCACCAUUUAG